AGUCCUCACGCAUGCGCACUGCUUGCAAGGCGCAGUACCCAUACGCAUAAUUCUCCAGCAUCACUCACUCCUUUACAGCGCAGCAAGGCUAUCCAAAACACUACGAAAUGGCAGACCCAAGAAUACGGCAGGUGAAGAUAAAGACCGGUGUUGUAAAACGGUUGGCCAAGGAGGAGGUCAUGUACAUAAAAGAGGUCAAGCAGCAGGAAGACAAGAUUGAACGCCUCAAGGUGGAAGAUAAGGACUUGUGUCCUCAUGUCCUCAGUAAACAGGUGGAGGUUCUCCAGGAGGCCAAGAUGAUGGUCCCAGAUUGUCACCGCCGUCUGGCCAAGGCCCACGCAGACCUGGUCCAGCUGAUGGAAACGCUGGAGGACUUGGCUGAAUCAGAGGAGUACAUAGAGGCCAGGAGCAUAUUGGACUCAGUGAAGCUUGAAGGAUGAUGUUCUUGCCGUGCGAUGCACCACUAAAAUAUCCAUUCCUUUCGUCAGGCCUUGUUUGGAAACACGGGAGCAAUCAGAAUCAGUCGGCCUCCUUGCAAUUACCAUCGUCGACCCGCCGCUCCUUUUUUACAUGUUUCACUUCACUGUAGACAAACCCAAGACCAUUGAAACGAACACAUUGUGUUGUGUUCGCUUUCAAAAUAAAACUUGUGAUUUACUUGCUUAUGAAAUCGUAUGUUUUAAUAUCGGCGUGUUAUUUUUUUGUUUGAGCAUUGCCUUAUUGUCUGCUCAACCAGUUCUAACAAACAUGUGGAAUUAUUUCACAUCAUUUAUUUAUAGUCAUUGUUAUAUUGCAAAGUUUGGGGUAUAUUUUACACAUUUGAAUUAUACUGGAAGGGGAAUAUUUCAUUUGAAAAAUCAGCUUGCAUCAUUUUAUCCUCUGCACAGAACUCUUCUGCAAUAUCAAUAAUGUAAAUCGAUGGUCUGCCAUGUUCCUGCAUGCUUUAAGAUCUGCAUAUCAAAACCUGUAUGAUGAACAAAAUAUAAACUUUACAUUCGG
Molecule: messenger RNA, 999 nt
Organism: Gadus macrocephalus (Pacific cod)
Lineage: Eukaryota; Metazoa; Chordata; Actinopteri; Gadiformes; Gadidae
Gene: tbca
Product: tubulin cofactor a
Exons: 4
Coding region: 108-440 (110 amino acids)
Biological process (GO): post-chaperonin tubulin folding pathway; tubulin complex assembly
Cellular component (GO): cytosol; microtubule cytoskeleton
Molecular function (GO): beta-tubulin binding
Source: RefSeq, a predicted model, not a curated record